AUGGUGGUGAAGAGUAAGGUGGUUUCCGAGCAUGUGGGAGACCUUGGGGAUAUUUUUGAAAUACUAAGGAAACACAAACUGCGCCUUAAUGCUUUCAAGUGCUCCUUCGGCAUGGGAUCAGGCAAUUUUUUAAGCUAUAUGGUCAUUAAUCAUGGAAUUGAGGUCAACCUUGAUCAGGUUAAGGCAAUUAACAGUCUACAACCACCUCGUAAUCAUAAAGAAGUCCAAAAGCUAACUAGAAUGACUGUUGUCCUGAACCAGUUUAUCUCUCGGUCAACGGACAGAUGCAGACCCUUCUUCCAACUAUUGAAUAAGUGGAAGGGAUUUGAGUGGACCAAGAAGUGUGCCUUGGCCUUCCAGCAGCUUAAGGAAUACCUUUCUCGGCCACCUGUCAUGUCCAGGCCUGAGGUGGACGAUGUCUUGUUUGCUUACAUUGUAGUGGCUUCCCAUGCUGUAAGCUUGGUGCUGAUACGAAUUGACAAUGGUGUGCAGAUGCUAGUUUAUUAUCGAAUCAAAGGGGGAUCCAGAGUGGGAUUAGUUUUAAUAUCUCCUGAGAAGAUCACUAUUGAGAAAUCCUUAAGACUAGGCUUCUUGGCCACAAACAAUGAGGCUGAAUAUGAGGCUCUAUUGGUCGGGAUGACCAUGGUUCAGAAAAUGGGAGGAAAGGUAGUAGAAAUAUUCUUAGAUUCAAGAUUGAUCGUAGGCCAGGUGAAGGGAGAGUUAAAGGCUAGCGAUGGGAGAAUGUAA
Quercus robur (English oak) is the source of this 747-nucleotide messenger RNA. RefSeq lists its product as uncharacterized. The coding region runs from base 1 to 747 and encodes 248 amino acids. The record is from RefSeq and is a predicted model, not a curated record. NCBI's taxonomy places the organism in Eukaryota, Viridiplantae, Streptophyta, Magnoliopsida, Fagales, Fagaceae. Gene Ontology annotation, molecular function: RNA-DNA hybrid ribonuclease activity; nucleic acid binding. The transcript has 2 exons.